AAAUUUGACAAAAAAAACAUAACCUUAAACUUCAAAACAACGUUUCUCUUCAAUUAAAUAUCUAGUCUAAUCGAUUUUGUUAUUUAUUUUUAUAAAAUAUGUCAGAAAGAAAAGUAUUAAAUAAAUACUAUCCUCCGGAUUUUGAUCCAUCGAAAAUACCGCGUAUGAAAUUACCUCGUAAUCGACAAUAUACUGUACGAUUAAUGGCUCCAUUUAAUAUGCGUUGCAAAACUUGUGGCGAAUAUAUUUACAAGGGUAAAAAAUUCAAUGCUCGUAAAGAAGACGUAGAAAACGAGGAUUAUUUAGGAAUACGAAUUUAUAGGUUUUAUAUCAAAUGUACUAGAUGUUUACAAGAAAUAUCCUUUAAAACUGAUCCAAAAAAUACUGAUUAUGAAAUAGAGGCUGGUGCGACGAGAAAUUUUAUGGCAUUGAAACUAGCUGAAGAGCAAGCUCAAAAAGAAGAAGAUGAAUUAAAAGAUGAAGAAGCAAAUAAUCCAAUGAAGCUUUUAGAAAAUCGUACUGAACAAUCUAAAAAUGAAAUUGAAUUAUUAGAAUCACUAGAAGAAUUAAAAGAUUUAAAUCGAAGGCAUCAAAAUAUUGAUUAUGAUUCUAUGUUGCAGCAAUAUGAUACCCGAGAAACAGCCCGAGAGCGUGAGGAAAGAUUACAAAAAAUGGAUGAAGAAUUUAUAAAAAGUAUUAAAUUUUCUAAUUCAAAUAAACGAAAAUUGGUUGUAGAAGAAGAAAUUAUUGAAGAUAUGCCAGAACCUUUAUCUAAAGAAAUAAAAUCGUUAUCCAAAGAGAAUGAUUCUGAUAUGCAAAAAAAUAUUGACAAACCUAAGGUUGAAAAUAAAUUGUCUAAUUGGUCUUUUAAAAGUAUUGGUGGAUUAUCAUCUAAAAAAGUUUUAAACUCUGGACUGGUGAAAAUAAAAAAAGUAGAUAACACUAUAAAUAAAGCAUCAACUUCCGAACAGUCAAUCAACGACGAUAAUACAUCUUCGCAACACAAAGACGUAGAUAGUUCGAUUCAAUUACAACCUAAAAUAACUACGACGAAUCAUGGAGGUGGUUUAUCAUUAGUAGGGGAUUAUAGCAGUAGUGAUGAUAAUGAUUCUUCAUAGAAUUUAUUGAAAAUUUGGUGUCAUUAAAAAGUAUAAUUGGUUCUUCCAAGUUAUAUAUGUAUUGUGAAAUAAAAUUCAAACCACAUUAUCGACUCGGUAUCAGUAAGUGUUUGUAAGAUACAAAUAAAUACACAUCGUGCAAGUUGAGGUAAGGGUACAAUGUUCAUUUCAUAUUUUUAAAAUAAUCGCUACUUAAUGAACGAAAGUGCAUUAUUAAUUGUUAUAUAAAAAUAGUU
This is a messenger RNA of Chrysoperla carnea, 1354 nucleotides long. RefSeq names its product splicing factor YJU2-like. Lineage: Eukaryota; Metazoa; Arthropoda; Insecta; Neuroptera; Chrysopidae. The record is from RefSeq and is a predicted model, not a curated record. Gene Ontology annotation, cellular component: U2-type catalytic step 1 spliceosome. Gene Ontology annotation, biological process: mRNA splicing, via spliceosome. The transcript is spliced from 3 exons. Bases 99 to 1118 code for a protein of 339 amino acids.